AUGGCAGCAAUGUUCACCCUUGACUUCCAAACCUGCUCCAUCUUCAUCGUUCUCUGCCUCUUCUCAACAAUCUUUUACUAUCUCUUCUUAGUCAGGAAAACAAAGGUGGGCUGUAAUCUGCCUCCGAGCCCUCCGUCUCUGCCCAUCAUUGGCCACCUUCACCAUAUCCUCUCUCUUCUAAUCCACAAAUCUCUACAGAAACUCUCUUCCAAGUAUGGACCUAUCCUCUAUCUCCGCGUCUUCAAUGUCCCCAUGGUUCUCGUCACCUCUGCCUCAAUAGCCUAUGAGAUCUUUAGGGCUCAAGACCUAAACGUUUCCGUUCGUGCCCUCCCUACAAACGAGGGCUCCAUCUUCUUCGGACCUUCUGGCUUCUUAACCGCUCCUUACGGAGACUACUUGAAGUUCGCGAAAAAGAUCCUCGUCACCAAGCUCCUCCGACCUCAAGCACUCCAGAGGUCACGAUGCGACCGUGAAGAUGAGAUAAAUCGGUUCUACUCAAGCUUGCUUGAUAAGACGAUGAAGAAGGAGAGCGUUGAUGUUGGUGAGGAAGCAAUGAAGCUGAUCAACAACAUCAUCUGCAAGAUUCUCAUUGGGAGGAGUUGUUCAGAGGAGAACGGUGAAGCAGAGACAGUCAGAGGCUUAGUGACCGAGUCAGAUCUCUUGUCCAAGAAGUUUAUCUUGUCGGCCAUCUUGCGCAAGCCGCUUAACAUGAUCGGGAUCUCGCUGUUCAAGAAGGAGUUAACAAGUAUCUCCCGCAGGUACGACGAGGUGUUGGAGACGUUUAUUGUGGAGCACGAAGAGAAAAGGCGCGAGAAUCAUCAUCAUCAAGGUGAUAACAUGGUAGAUGUGCUGUUGGAAUUUUAUGGAGACGAAAACGCAGAGUUUAACAUCACUAGGAACCAUAUCAAGGGCUUGUUCGUGGAUCUUCUCAUUGCAGGCACUGACACCUCGACUCACGCUAUACAAUGGACAAUGGCCGAAAUUAUAAACAACCCUAACGUUCUUGAGAAACUGAGAGAAGAAAUCGAUUUCGUGGUGGGGAAGGUAAGGUUAAUUCAAGAAACAGAUUUACCAAACCUUCCUUACUUGCAAGCGGUGGUCAAAGAAGGGCUGAGAAUGCAUACACCAGCGCCUAUCUUGUUUAGGACGUUCCAAGAAAAGUGUGAGAUCAACGGGUUCCACAUACCGGAGAAGACAACACUUAUUCUUAACUCUUACGCUAUAAUGAGAGAUCCUAAUUUCUGGGAAGAUCCUGAGGAGUUUAAGCCAGAGAGGUUUCAAGAGGAGGAGACAAGAGAAGAAGUCCUGAGAUACUUACCUUUCGGCAGCGGGAGGAAAGGCUGUCCUGGAACCAGUCUGGCUUAUGUCUCUGUAGAGCACGCGAUUGGAGUGAUGGUGCAGUGCUUUGGUUGGAAAAUCAAAGGAGACAAGGUCAACAUGGAUGAGGCUCCUGGAUCAGUUACGUUGACCAUGGCACAUCCUCUCAAGUGCACUCCUGUUCCUCGAACUCAGAUACCUCUAAGGCUAUAA
This is a messenger RNA of Microthlaspi erraticum, 1530 nucleotides long. Lineage: Eukaryota; Viridiplantae; Streptophyta; Magnoliopsida; Brassicales; Brassicaceae. The record is from the annotation of a GenBank genome assembly.